AUGGCUCAUUUGCAAGAGACUGAAGCCCCAGGUCCGAAGAAAAUGAAGCUCUCUCAAGACCACCCCGAAUAUGAAGUUGUAGAUAGCGAAUAUCGCCAGGAAGAUAACUGGACACCUCUUCACGAAGCCGCUGAUCGAGUCGAUAUUCCUAAAUUAAAAUAUCUUCUCAAUUUAGGGAAAUUCGAUGUCAACGCAGUCACAAAGGAAACAAACAUGACCGCUCUUCACUUUGCCGUGCAAGCUUGGCAUACACCCGACAAUCGGGGUCGUCAACCAGAAGCCGUCAAGCUUCUCUUGGAGAAUGGUGCAGCGGUCGAUCCUCACGAUUAUGUUGGCAAGACCCCACUUCAUAUGUCCGUCCAGACUGAUUCGCUGGACGUCACAAGAAUGCUUAUUGAACGAGGUGCAAACGUCAACGUCGGCAGUCAAGAAUCUGAACGUCCAUCCGAACCUUGCGGUGAAGGCUGCGAGGAUGGUUGUGCUUGUGGAAAUCGCAGUGCUCUUCAAGGAAUUCUUGCCGCUGUGACUAGACAGCAUUUCUCGUCGGCAAACUUUCGAAAGGACGCAACGCCUCUACAUGAUGCGGCUACUGCUGGGAACUAUAAACAGGCCAAAUUGCUUCUCGAGACAUUGUGCUGUUGA
This is a messenger RNA of Glarea lozoyensis ATCC 20868, 642 nucleotides long. RefSeq names its product Ankyrin repeat-containing protein. The record is from RefSeq and is a predicted model, not a curated record. Gene Ontology annotation, molecular function: protein binding. The coding region runs from base 1 to 642 and encodes 213 amino acids. NCBI's taxonomy places the organism in Eukaryota, Fungi, Ascomycota, Leotiomycetes, Helotiales, Helotiaceae. The transcript has a single exon.